Rosa rugosa (rugosa rose) is the source of this 2619-nucleotide messenger RNA. RefSeq names its product cysteine-rich receptor-like protein kinase 10. Gene Ontology annotation, biological process: protein phosphorylation; carbohydrate metabolic process. The transcript is spliced from 7 exons. The record is from RefSeq and is a predicted model, not a curated record. Bases 135 to 2471 code for a protein of 778 amino acids. Gene Ontology annotation, molecular function: ATP binding; chitin binding; protein kinase activity. Lineage: Eukaryota; Viridiplantae; Streptophyta; Magnoliopsida; Rosales; Rosaceae.
UUCAAAUGUGGUCUCAUUCAUUUGCUAUUUUUUUUGCAGAGACGUGCAAUGAAAUGCGUCAACAAGAAAAUAUGUGCGUGUUCAAUAGUCCAUGUGGAAGAUGACAAGUAUGUUAGGUCCUCCUUGCACCACAAAUGAAAGUACCCAUCUAUCUUUCCAUGGAGUCAAAACCAAUCCACCUGAUCCUUCUCUUCAUCUUCUUCAUUUCUCCUCAGUUUCAUUCUUCAUAUGCACAAACAUGGAUUAGAGCUGGUUACUGGUAUGCCAGUGGUGAGUCUCCUAUUCCUGACAUAAACUCUGCCUUGUUUACUCAUCUUAUAUGUGGUUUUGCCAAUGUAAGUUCCUCCAGCUACCAACUCAUCAUUCCCUCAGCUGAUCAGCAGUACUACUCCAGCUUCACCGAUAUCGUUAAGCGAAAAAACCCAUCAAUCAUCACACUCCUGUCCAUCUGGAAUGGACAAGCUUCAACAGCUCAAGGAAUAUUGGGUGACAAGGUCAAUUCAUCAGUCUUGUCCUCCAUGCUCAAUCAAUCUUCUAGUAGAAGGUCUUUCAUUGAGUCUUCAAUCCAAACCGCAAGGCGCUACGGCUUUUGGGGAAUAGACUUGUUUUGGCUGUGGCCUAACACAGAAGCAGAUAUGAUCAACUUGGGAAAGCUGUUGGAUGAAUGGAGAGCUGCUAUUGAUUCUGAGCCAAGAAACUCAAGUCAGUCAAAAUUAAUGCUGACAAUGGCUGUUAAGUAUGUGCCUUCUUUCGGAUCAAUGACUUAUCCGAUUGAGUCUAUGAAGAGGAACUUGGAUUUUGCACAUGUGGUGGCAUAUGACUAUCAUCUGCCUUUGAAGGAAAAUGUUACUGGUGCUCAUGCUGCUCUAUAUAACCCAACAAGUCAUGUUAAUACAGACUAUGGUAUAAGGCAGUGGCUAAACAAUUCAUUUCCUGCUAGCAAACUGGUUAUGGGAUUGGCUUACCAUGGCUAUGCGUGGACUCUUGCGAACCCGAAUGACAAUGGAAUUGGAGCACCUGCAGCUGGUCUAGCUGUGACACAAGAUGGUUCCAUGAGCUAUAAGUACAUCAAGUGGUAUACUCGAAGCUACGAAGCUAAAAUAAUGUAUAAUGCUAGUUAUGUUGUGAAUUACUGCAUCAUUGGAUUGAGCUGGAUUGGAUUUGAUGAUGUUGAAGCUAUCAGAGAUAAGAUUGCAUAUGCCAAGGAAAAGAAGUUACUUGGUUACAAUGUGUUUCUAGUCACAAAUGAUGACAACUGGGUGCUUUCUCGGGCAGCUCAGGAUGAAGAAAAUGCUCACGGGAAGAAGAGGCGGUUACUGCUUAUAAUUUUCCUUCCAAUUACUAUGAUCAUCAUCCUCAUAGCCUCUGCGGUGUGUUACCUGCAAAGAAAAUUAUUAAAGACAAAAGGGAAGAUAAUUCUGCGCAAGUUAUGUCGAUCAGAAUCAGCUUUUACUAGUGCUUCUCCAAAUCUGCAAGAAUUCAGCUUUUCCACUAUCAAAGCUGCUACAAAUACCUUCUCGAGCGAAAACUUGCUCGGAGAGGGUGGGUUUGGUCCUGUUUACAAGGGAAAAUUGCGAAAAGGACAGGAAAUAGCUGUAAAACGUCUUUCAAAAACAUCAACUCAAGGACUUGAGGAAUUCAGAAAUGAGGUUACACUCACUGCAAGACUAGAACAUGUAAAUCUAGUUCGAGUUCUUGGAUUUUGCAGUAAGAAGGAAGAGAAAAUGCUGAUCUACGAGUACAUGCCUAACAAAAGCUUGGACUUCUACCUUUUUGAUCCUUCCACACGGCAUUUCCUAGACUGGACGAAGCGUGUGCAUAUUAUUGAAGGGGUUACUCAAGGACUCCUAUAUCUCCAAGAAUACUCUAAUUUGACAAUUAUUCACAGAGACCUAAAAGCUAGCAACAUUUUACUUGACCAUGAGAUGAAUGCUAAGAUUUCCGACUUUGGAAUGGCUAAACUUUUCAAGAAAGAUGAACUUGAAGGAAACACAGGCCGUAUUGUUGGAACAUACGGCUAUGUUCCUCCUGAAUAUGUAAAUAAAGGUAUAUACUCCAUGAAGUACGAUGUCUACAGCUUCGGAGUUCUACUUUUGCAAAUGAUCAGUGGAAGGAGGAGUACAAGCUUCUACGGUCCGAACAGAAGUUUGCACCUUUUGGAAUAUGCAUAUGAAUCAUGGAGGGAAGACAAAGGAGUGGAAUUUAUCGAUCCAGCACUGGAUGAUUCUUCUUCUUCCUGUAAAUUGCUGAGAUGCUUGCAAGUAGCUCUACUAUGUGUACAGGAAAAUCCGGAUGAUAGGCCUACAAUGUUGGAAGUGUAUUCAAUGCUCAAGUCUGACACUGAAGUCAUCCCUAUUCCUACAAAGACAGCUUUCUCAGGGAAAAGAGAUGAACAUAUGGCAAGCACAUCCACAUCACAGCAAGCAAUAUCAGUUAAUGAUGCACAGAUUUCCGAGUUGCUACCCCGAUGAAAAUGCAGGCUCUCUACAGUGUAGUCAUUGCUAGAAAAAUUGUUUGUUUUGUAUGAAAAUUAAUUUUACAAUCAAAAUCAACAGAAUGAUUCCCUAACAGAUACAACUGAACACCAAAACUAACAAUAUAAAAUUUCCAUUCAGAUCA